GUUAUUCAAGCAGUUUUUUUUGGGAUCUGUGUACUGACUGACCUUUCCAGCCUUCUGACUAAAGGAAAUGACAGCCAAGAACAAGAAAGGCAACUAAAAAAACUCAUCUCCCUCCGUGACUGGAUGAUGGCUGUCUUAGCUUUCCCUAUUGGAGUUUUUGUUGUGAUAAUGUUUUGGAGCAUCUAUAUCUAUGACAGAGAACUUGUUUAUCCCAAACUCCUUGAUAAUUUUAUACCAACUUGGCUGAAUCAUGGAAUGAGAAAGAGAACCAUGAGAACAGAGCAUCAGUAAAUCAGUCUGCACCAU
Messenger RNA from Python bivittatus (Burmese python), 306 nucleotides. The record is from RefSeq and is a predicted model, not a curated record. Lineage: Eukaryota; Metazoa; Chordata; Lepidosauria; Squamata; Pythonidae.